UGGGCUCCUGAACGCGGCAGAAGCAGUCGGCUCGGCUCUCCAUUUCAGUCCGGUCCGCUGUGUUUGUCGCCUCGCCGUCCACUCUGACCUUUUCAGACCAGCUCUGAAGAAAUGGGAAAGCCUUGAUACAACCCCCGGCAUCGGCGAUAGACACCGCUCUUCACCCUUCAGUAGGACCUGAAAGAUUUUUUUCAUACGUCCGCCUGAUCGUCUCCGUGCCGAAAAGAAAAAAACGGUGAAGAGACUACAUGUCCCAGAAACCCCUGUGAGAGCAAGUUACUUCCUCCUUGUCGGCGUUUCCUCUCUCCUUCCGUCCGGUUGGUUGGAUGAGUCCCAAACAGCGACAGGACUUUGAGCAGUGAUUGGGCGCUGAGCCAGACCGGGUAGCCAACGGGAAGCCAGGCUAGCCAUCAUGGCGGACGUGGACCCAGACACCCUGCUGGAGUGGCUGCAGAUGGGUCAGGGCGAUGAGCGCGACAUGCAGCUCAUCGCUCUGGAGCAGCUCUGCAUGCUGCUGCUCAUGUCGGACAACGUCGACCGCUGCUUCGAGACUUGUCCUCCUCGGACGUUCCUCCCAGCACUCUGUAAGAUCUUCCUGGACGAGAGUGCCCCUGAUAACGUGCUGGAGGUCACAGCCAGAGCCAUUACCUACUACCUGGACGUGUCCGCCGAGUGCACCCGGAGGAUCGUGGGAGUGGACGGGGCCAUCAAGGCGCUGUGCAACCGGCUGGUGGUGGUGGAGCUGAACAACAGGACCAGCAGAGACCUCGCCGAGCAGUGUGUCAAGGUGCUGGAGCUGAUCUGUACCCGGGAGUCCGGUGCCGUGUUUGAGGCCGGCGGUCUGAACUGUGUGCUCAGUUUCAUCAGAGACAGCGGUCACCUGGUCCACAAAGACACUCUGCACUCAGCCAUGGCCGUGGUGUCCCGACUCUGCAGCAAGAUGGAGCCUCAGGACUCGUCUCUGGAGACCUGCGUCGAGUCUCUGUCCAGCCUGCUCAAACAUGAAGACCACCAGGUGUCAGAUGGUGCUCUGCGCUGCUUCGCCUCACUGGCCGACAGGUUCACUCGCCGCGGCGUAGACCCUGCCCCUUUAGCCAAGCACGGCCUGACGGAGGAGCUGCUGUCCCGCAUGGCGGCCGCCGGCGGCACAGUGUCAGGCCCUGCUUCUUCCUGCAAGCCUGGCCGGACCUCGACUGGCGCCGCCCCCUCAGCCCCGGACUCCAAGCUGAGCAACCAGGUGUCGACCAUCGUCAGCCUGCUGUCCACGCUGUGCAGGGGCUCACCGCUUGUUACACAUGACCUGUUGCGCUCGGCGCUGCCCGACUCGAUGGAGUCCGCUCUGGGAGGAGACGAGCGCUGCGUGCUGGACACCAUGCGGCUGGUGGACCUCCUGCUGGUGCUUCUGUUCGAGGGGCGCAAGGCGCUGCCCAAAUCCACUGCGGGGUCGACGGGUCGGAUCCCCGGCCUGCGACGCCUCGACAGUUCAGGGGAGAGAUCGCACCGACAGCUCAUCGACUGUAUCCGCAGCAAAGACACAGACGCUCUGAUAGACGCCAUUGACACCGGAGCUUUUGAGGUGAACUUCAUGGACGACGUCGGGCAGACGCUGCUCAACUGGGCUUCAGCUUUUGGCACACAGGAAAUGGUGGAGUUUCUAUGUGAGAGGGGGGCGGAUGUCAACCGAGGUCAGAGGUCAUCCUCACUACACUACGCUGCCUGUUUCGGUCGCCCACAAGUAGCCAAGACUCUGCUGCGCCACGGAGCUAACCCUGACCUGAGAGAUGAGGACGGGAAAACUCCUCUGGACAAGGCCAGGGAGAGAGGACACAGUGAGGUGGUGGCUAUACUGCAGUCCCCCGGAGACUGGAUGUGUCCAGUAAACAAGGGCGACGACAAGAAGAAGAAAGAUGUGAACAAGGAGGAGGAGGAGGGCAGCGAGCCCAAAGGAGACCCAGAAAUGGCUCCGAUCUACCUGAGGAGACUGCUGCCUGUUUUUGCACAAACCUUUCAGCAAACCAUGCUGCCUUCUAUUAGGAAAGCCAGUCUCGCUUUGAUCAGGAAGAUGAUUCACUACAGCAGUGAAGUCCUGCUGAAGGAGGUGUGUGACAGUGAGACAGGACACAACCUCCCAACUGUGCUGGUGGAGAUCACUGCUACUGUCCUCGACCAGGAGGACGACGACGACGGCCACCUCCUGGCUCUGCAGAUCAUCAGAGAUCUGGUGGAUAAAGGCGGAGACGUGUUCCUCGACCAGCUAGCUCGACUGGGAGUCAUCAACAAGGUGUCCACUUUGGCUGGACCGGCAUCCGACGACGAGAAUGAGGACGAAGCCAAACCCGAGAAGGAGGAAGAGGUGCAGGAGGAUGCGAGGGAGAUCCAGCAGGGGAAGCCGUAUCACUGGAAGGACUGGUCCAUCAUCAGAGGGAGGGACUGUCUCUACAUUUGGUCGGAUGCUGCUGCACUCGAGCUCUCCAAUGGCUCCAAUGGCUGGUUCAGGUUCAUCCUGGACGGGAAGCUGGCCACCAUGUACUCCAGCGGGAGUCCAGAGGGAGGGUCGGACAGCUCCGAGUCUCGCAGUGAGUUCUUGGAGAAGCUUCAGCGUGCGAGGAGUCAGGUGAAACCAGUAACAGCCAGUCAGCCCAUCCUGUCCAGUGUGGGUCCCACUAAGCUGACAGUGGGCAACUGGUCUCUGACCUGCCUGAAGGACGGUGAGAUAGCUAUCCACAACUCAGACGGACAGCAGGCCACCAUCCUGAAGGAAGACCUGCCGGGCUUCGUGUUUGAGUCCAACAGAGGAACCAAACACUCCUUCACCGCCGAGACCUCACUGGGUGUGUCUCAACAUUUGCCAGCAGCUCCACGUCUCUUCCUACAGCACAUCAACAUAAACUCAAAAAACUAUGGCUCAGAGUUUGUGACUGGCUGGACGGGGAAGCGAGGCAGAAAGCUGAAGUCAAAGCUGGAGAAGACGAAGCAGAAGGUGAAGAGCAUGGCGAGGGAGCUGUACGACGACCACUUCAAAGCUGUGGAGAGCAUGCCCAGAGGAGUAGUGGUCACCCUUAGGAACAUCUCCACACAGCUGGAGUCUGCCUGGGAGCUGCACACCAACCGACAGUGUAUUGAAGGAGAGAACACGUGGAGGGACCUAAUGAAAACCGCUCUGGAGAACCUCAUCGUAGUCUUGAAGGACGAAAACACAAUUUCUCCGUAUGAGAUGUGCAGCAGUGGCCUGGUCCAGGCUCUGUUCACCGUCCUCAACAAUAGUGUGGAACCGGACCUGAAACAUGAUUGUAAGCCUUUAAUGGAGAGGAUCAAUGUCUUUAAGGCGGCUUUCAGCGAGAAUGAAGACGACGAAAGCCGACCAGCUGUUGCCUUAAUCCGUAAACUGAUAGCUGUCCUGGAGUCAAUAGAACGUCUACCUCUGCACCUGUACGACACUCCAGGUUCCUCAUACAACCUGCAGAUCUUGACAAGAAGAUUGCGGUUCCGUCUGGAGCGGGCGCCCGGCGAGACGGCUCUCAUCGAUCGGACGGGCCGCAUGUUGAAGAUGGAACCACUCGCAACUGUGGAGUCUCUGGAGCAGUACCUGCUGAAGAUGGUGGCGAAGCAGUGGUACGACUUUGAGCGUUCAUCCUUCGUCUUUGUGAGGAAGCUGAGGGAGGGACAGACCUUCACCUUCAGACACCAACACGACUUUGACGAGAAUGGAAUCAUCUACUGGGUCGGAACCAACGCCAAGACGGCCUAUGAGUGGGUAAAUCCCGCCGCUUAUGGCCUGGUGGUGGUGACUUCAUCCGAGGGGCGGAACCUCCCCUACGGGCGGUUGGAGGACAUCCUGAGCCGGGAUAGCUCCGCCCUCAACUGCCACACCAACGACGACAAGAACGCCUGGUUCGCCGUCGACCUCGGCCUCUGGGUCAUUCCCUCAGCUUACACCCUGAGGCACGCCAGGGGUUAUGGCCGCUCUGCGUUGAGGAACUGGGUUUUUCAGGUGUCGAAGGACGGUCAGAACUGGACAACUCUCUACACCCACGUAGACGACUGCAGCCUCAACGAACCGGGGUCGACUGCCACGUGGCCUCUGGACCCGUCCAAAGAGGAGAAGCAGGGGUGGAGACACAUCCGCAUCAAACAGAUGGGGAAGAAUGCCAGCGGUCAGACUCACUACCUGUCGCUGUCCGGACUCGAGCUGUACGGCACCGUCACCGCCGUCUGUGAGGACCAGCUCGGUAAAGCUGUGAAGGAGGCGGAGGCGAACCUUCGCCGCCAGCGGCGCCUGUUUCGCUCCCAGGUGAUGAAGUACAUCGUCCCUGGAGCGAGAGUGGUCCGCGGCAUCGACUGGAAGUGGCGCGACCAGGAUGGCAACCCGGCCGGAGAGGGCACCGUCACCGGAGAGGCUCACAACGGCUGGAUUGAUGUAACCUGGGAUGCUGGCGGCUCUAACUCUUACCGUAUGGGCGCUGAAGGGAAGUUUGACCUCAAGCUUGCUCCAGGGUACGACCCUGAGUCGGCUGCCACAGCGCCGUCACCCAAACCUGUCUCAUCCACUGUUUCAGGCCCCGCCUCCUCCAUGGUGGGACCCUCUGUGACGCCGGUGGCCAGCGGCGGCGGCGGCCCCACCACCACCACUUCCUCCUCGUCCUCCUCCACCUCAUCCUCCUCGCAGCAGCAGUCGUGGAGCAGCCUGGUGAAAAAUAACUGUCCCGACAAGGGCGGGGCCACGUCGCUCGGCGGGGCCAGCUCGUCCAGCAGGAAGGGCAGCAGCAGCUCUGUCUGCAGCGUCGCCUCUUCCUCUGACAUCAGCCUGAGCUCCUCCGUGGGGCUGCCAGCCGCGGGGGGUCUGCGGCUGGAAAGGAGGGCCGAGGGGCUGCUGCUCGACCAGGGCUCCGGGGUGGGAGGAGUAAUGGGGGGCGGGGUCGGCUCUGAUGGACAGCAGCAGGAGCCAAUUGUCGUGCUGUCCUCUGCUGCUGAGGGCGGCUCUGGCUCGGCGUCCAGCUCCGGUACGCUCACCGCCGACACACCUGCCCCUGGCGACGAUGCCAGAAACAAGGACUCAUCUACAGCAGCCACCGACCCGGCAACGGCAAUCUCCAUGGGGCUGGUGAGCGUGAGCUCCCCCGACGUCAGCUCGGUGUCAGAGUCAUCCAGCAAGGACACGCCUUCCCAGCGGCCGAUGUGUUCGGCGGCUAACGCCCGGCUGUCUGUGAGCUCCCUGCUGGCCGCUGGCGCUCCCAUGAGCUCGAGCGCCAGUGUGCCCAACCUGUCGUCACGGGAGGCCAGCCUCAUGGAGUCCUUCGUCCGACGCGCGCCCAACAUGUCACGCACCAACGCCACCAACAACAUGAACCUUAGCCGCAGCAGCAGCGACAACAACACCAACACGCUGGGCAGGAACGUCAUGAGUACUGCCACUUCUCCUCUCAUGGGCGCUCAGAGCUUUCCUAACCUCACCACCACUGGCACCACCUCCACCGUUACCAUGUCAACCUCCAUAGUAACCAGCAGCAAUAACGUAGCCACAGCCACCACAGGUCUGUCGGUGGGCCAGUUGCUAAGCAACACCCUGACGACCAGCCUGACAUCCACGUCCAGCGAGAGCGACACAGGCCAGGAGGCCGAGUUCUCGCUCUAUGACUUCCUGGACAGCUGUCGUGCCAACACACUAUUGGCUGAGCUGGACGACGAGGAGGACCUGCCGGAGCCGGACGACGACGAUGACGAGAAUGAAGACGACAAUCAGGAGGACCAGGAGUACGAGGAGGUCCUGGAGGAGGAGGAGUACGAGACCAAAGGGGGUCGCAGGAGGACGUGGGACGACGACUUCGUCCUGAAGAGACAGUUCUCUGCUCUGGUUCCCGCCUUCGACCCUCGGCCAGGAAGAACAAACGUCCAGCAGACCACCGACCUGGAGAUCCCCCCUCCAGGAACUCCUCGAUCCGAGGUUCAGGAGGAGGUGGAGUGCGCUCCGUCUCCCCACCUCUCUCUCACCCUGAAGGUGGCAGGGUUGGGUACGACCCGGGAGGUGGAGCUCCCUCUGUCCAACUACAAGUCGACCAUCUUCUACUACGUCCAGCGGCUGCUGCAGCUCUCCUGCAACGGAGCCGUGAAGACGGACAAACUGCGACGCAUCUGGGAGCCCACCUACACGAUAAUGUACAGAGAGCUGAAGGACUCUGACAAAGAGAAGGAGAGCGGGAAGAUGGACGUGUGUGAACACAGCAUCAGCAUCGGCGGUCGCUCUGGUGGUCUGAGCCCGAGCUCCGUUUCGGCCAGUCAGAGCAGUGAGAUCUUGGGCAUGGCCAGAGAGGUGGCACAGGCGAAGGCAGGCUGCAGCCAGAACGCCUGCGGGGUGGAGGACGUGCUACAGCUGCUGCGUAUUCUCUACAUCAUUGGAGGAGACGCCGCCUCCAACGCACGCACGCUGCAGGAGGAUUUCGACGAGCUGCAGUUCAAUGCGUCUCCAGAGGAGUUCACCAGUAAGAAGAUCACAACCAAGAUCUUGCAGCAGAUCGAGGAGCCUCUGGCUCUGGCCAGCGGAGCUCUUCCCGACUGGUGUGAACAACUCACCUCCAAGUGUCCUUUCCUCAUCCCCUUUGAGACACGACAGCUCUACUUCACCUGUACAGCGUUUGGAGCCUCCAGGGCGAUCGUGUGGCUCCAGAACCGGCGGGAGGCGACCAUGGAGCGCUCUCGGCCCUCCACCACAGUGAGGCGGGACGACCCCGGAGAGUUCAGGGUGGGUCGUCUCAAACAUGAGCGGGUCAAAGUGCCCAGAGGGGAAGCCAUGAUGGAGUGGGCCGAGUCUGUCAUGCAGCUGCACGCCGACAGGAAGUCUGUGCUGGAGGUGGAGUUUCAGGGUGAGGAGGGAACCGGUCUUGGUCCGACUCUGGAGUUUUACGCUCUGGUGGCUGCAGAGUUUCAGAGAACCUCACUGGGGAUCUGGCUUUGUGACGACGACUUCCCUGACGACGAGUCCCGACAGGUGGAUCUGGGUGGCGGUCUGAAGCCUCCCGGUUUCUACGUGCAGCGUUCCUGCGGUCUGUUCCCGGCUCCAUUCCCUCAGGACAGUGAGGAGCUGGAGCGAAUCACAAAGCUCUUCCACUUCCUGGGCGUCUUCUUGGCCAAGUGCAUCCAGGACAACCGGCUGGUGGACCUGCCCGUCUCUCAGCCCUUCUUCAAGCUGCUCUGCAUGGGAGACAUCAAGUCCAACAUGAGCAAGCUGCUGUACCAGUCUCGCAGCUCGCCGCAGGGUCACGACCCUGAGCGACCCCACCUGCAGCCUUUCCUGCUGCUGUCCGAGGUGCAGUCGGAGGCAUCCACCGAGGAGAGCCAGGAGACGUACUCUGUGGGCAGCUUCGACGAAGACUCCAAGUCAGAGUUCAUCAUGGACCCCCCGAAACCCAAACCGCCCGCCUGGUACCACGGCAUCCUCACCUGGGACGACUUCCAGCUCGUCAACCCUCACAGGGCGAGCUUCCUGAAGGAGGUGAAGGAGCUUGCAGUGAAGAGGAGGCAGAUUCUGUCCAGUAAGAGUCUAUCUGAAGAUGAGAAGAACACCAGACUGCAGGACCUGAUGCUGAGGAACCCACUGGGCUCCGGACCCCCCCUCAGCAUCGAGGACCUUGGGUUGAACUUCCAGUUCUGUCCGUCCUCGAAGGUUCAUGGUUUCUCAGCCGUAGAUCUUAAACCAAACGGAGACGACGAGAUGGUGACUAUGGAGAACGCAGAGGAGUACGUGGAGUUAAUGUUUGACUUGUGUAUGCACACCGGCAUCCAGAAACAGAUGGAGGCCUUCAGAGAGGGCUUUAAUCGAGUCUUUCCGAUGGAGAAGUUGAGCUCGUUCAGCCAUAAGGAGGUUCAGAUGAUCCUCUGUGGCAACCAAUCACCUUCCUGGACUGCUGAUGACAUCAUCAACUACACGGAACCAAAGCUGGGUUACACCAGAGACAGUCCUGGCUUCCUGCGCUUCGUCAGAGUUUUAUGUGGGAUGUCGUCAGACGAGCGGAAAGCGUUCCUUCAGUUCACCACCGGCUGCUCCACGCUGCCCCCCGGAGGCCUCGCCAACCUGCACCCCCGCCUCACCAUUGUCAGAAAGGUGGACGCCACAGACUCCAGUUACCCAUCAGUCAACACGUGCGUUCACUACCUGAAGCUUCCCGAGUAUUCCUCCGAGGACAUCAUGAGAGAGCGUCUGUUAGCCGCCACCAUGGAGAAAGGCUUCCACCUCAACUGACCGCCACCACCACCGCCACACUGAGCAUGCUCCUCGAGUCCGUCUCACCACCCGCCGCGUGAUUGACAGAUCAGCCAGCCAAUCCAAACCAGCCGACUGACUGACCGACCGCCUGCUGGAGGACGAGGAGGAGGAUCGACAACGUUGCAGAAUAAAACAAAAGAAAUGCGCCCAACUUCAACCUUCAUCAACUUCAUCACCCAUCUGAGCUGCUGUGUGCGUGCGUGUGCGUGUGUGCGUGCGUGUGUGUGUGGACCUCCCUCCUCCUCCUCCUGCUGCUGUUUGUCCUCAGUUUAGUGCCUGGUUUGACUCGUAGCUUCUGUUUUCAGUUCCUCUUCUGUCAAACAAUCAUGCUUCUCCUCUUCCCCCCUGUUUUUUGUUUUUAUUUUGUUUUAUUGCUUUUUGUUUCCGUGUGUGUGCGACAGUUUUCCGGGUUGUUUCUGACCGGCUGUAGAGGUCAAAGGUCAGAGUGCAUUUGUUGUUCUUUUACAAUGAAGCUAUAGAGACAAAAACACUGGUCGUGUGCGAGGCACAUCUAAAGAGAAGAAAACAAAUGUAAGAAGCUCUGCUCUCCUUGUAUUUUCUUUGUAUAUUAUAAACAUUUAUUUAACUCAAGUUGCAGUUUGAGGUAAACAGAUAUUUUCAAAUGUGUAUGCUCCAAAAAAAUAAUCAUUAAAAUGUUUGCAAAGUAUGAAGUAAA
Larimichthys crocea (large yellow croaker) is the source of this 8933-nucleotide messenger RNA. RefSeq names its product HECT domain containing 1 (gene hectd1). Lineage: Eukaryota; Metazoa; Chordata; Actinopteri; Sciaenidae. Gene Ontology annotation, biological process: anatomical structure development; protein K63-linked ubiquitination; proteasome-mediated ubiquitin-dependent protein catabolic process. The coding region runs from base 413 to 8233 and encodes 2606 amino acids. Gene Ontology annotation, cellular component: nuclear speck. Gene Ontology annotation, molecular function: protein binding; metal ion binding; ubiquitin protein ligase activity. The record is from RefSeq and is a predicted model, not a curated record. The transcript has 44 exons.